GAUCAGCAAGCACCAUUACGUCAAUCGAUCAGUGGCACUGCCGCCUUUAAGACUUUCUCCGACCCAGUGAUUACCACUUUCUCAUCCUAACCUUGCUCCCGCGCCCGACGUUGCGCCGUACACCGCAUCUCGGCGAGGCGCCUAUGACAGACUCAUCACUACGCAGCGCCACUCAUCCGCCCUUCUCUGAAUUUGAGUUUCUCGUUCGUUCUGCGAUAGCGGGGGGUUUCGCGGGCGGCUUGCGUGAUGCUAGGCUAAGACGGCUGUUGCGCCUCUCGACCGGGUGAAGAUUCUGCUCCAAACACAGAAUGCGGAGUUUGUUCGUUUCGCUGGUGAGGUCACACGAGUCGGGGAGAGCCGUCCACAUGCUCACGGUGCUAACAGGAUCUUGGAGGGGCGCGGUCCAGGCUUUGCAGCACAUUUCACAUACCCAGGGCGUGCGAGGGCUCUUCCAAGGACACACUUUGACACUUGCGCGGGCCAUACCACAUGCUGCCGUUGGUUACACGGUGUACGAGAAAGUCAGCGUGUGGUUAAUGCCCACACCUGAAUCACGUACUUCUUUCCGAAGGCUGGCCGCCGGGGCAAUCACCGGAAUCUCUGCUAUGCCGUUAACAUAUCCUUUCGAGCUGAUCCGCGUGCGAAUGGCUGUCGAGACGGGGCAGUCCAUCGCGCGUCCCACGCCAUGGGGCGCCAUUCGGGGGAUCAUGGCCGAAGGGAGAUCAUCGCGAGGGAUCACAAGAGUGUUCCCGUUUCUGCACUUCUAUCGCGGCUUUACUGUGUCACUCCUUGGCACGGUCCCAUAUCGGGGUGGGAUCUUCCUCGUUUGGGAGACCCUCAACGCGCAGUCCCGGGCUGUACUUUCACCCGCGACGCUCAGAGCGAACCAGACUCGAAUACACCUGGCCAUCGGGGCUGCAGCGGGGACUGUGUCACAAGUGUUCACGUACCCGCUAGAGGUCAUCCGCCGAACGCAGCAGGCCAGCGGAAAAGGCACGCCGGAUCGCAUGCUUGGUAUCAGGGAGGUCGUGAACGGCGUGUGGAAAGCCUCUGGCUGGCGGGGAUUCUUCACCGGGCUAGGGAUCGGUUUGUUCAAGCAGGUGCAGAGAUUGGAUUUCUUCCACCCGCUGUUGCUCACGUCUCACGCACAGGUGCCCACACAAGCGAUAUCGCUCGCGUCAUGGCAAGCCGCGAAGAAGGUCCUGCAAAUAUAGUCUCGUGGUGUAACAGUCCUAUCUAGAAUGGAACAAUGUACUAUUACACACUCACUCGCCGACAACAAGACAUCUAUUUCUAUUCAGAAAUGGGCAGAGUGACUAUCAUGCCCUGGUGCGGUUGCCCGUCCUCAUCGAACUGCUCGCCCUGCGAAAGAUUAGGCUCAGGGAUGGAUUCCUUCGUGGAAGCGACUCGCCUCUGGAAUGUAUCCGAAUCUGACAUGGCGUCAGAAAAAGUGAAGCGCGCUGGCCAGUCCACUCACUUGGCGUAGAAUCCCAUUGCAGGGAUCUGAGAGUGGCAUUCGAUCACUGCGGGCCGUUGCGUCGCUUUUGCAUCGUCUUGGACCCAGCGGUGCAGCUCCUCAACAAGGACGCGGCCGAACCGGUGUUUCCUGUAGUCUUUGUCCACCACCAAUCUAAGAAGCCUGUCAGUACGAAGGUGCAUCCAGCAGCACCGUGCUCACCGAGAUAGUUUGUACCGAUUGAUAGCGGGGUAGAUCUCGGGCGUCGUUCCACGGAUCGUGCCGACGGAUUUCACGGUGCGGAUCGACGUGUCAGGAUCCUCUUCGGUGACGCGCAACAAGAAAUGAGUCGCCAAGUCUUCCACC
This is a messenger RNA of Mycena citricolor, 1822 nucleotides long. The record is from the annotation of a GenBank genome assembly. NCBI's taxonomy places the organism in Eukaryota, Fungi, Basidiomycota, Agaricomycetes, Agaricales, Mycenaceae.